AUGACUUCCCAACAACUUGCAGAUGUCACUUGGGACAAGAAUGCACCUCCCGCAACGAUGAGCAGACGCGAACUAGAAGGCAUCAACACCGCCAUGCUGACUCUGACGUCUUUGAUCUUCGUCGCGCGCAUUGCCAUUCGAUUAUUCAAGCGGAGAACAUUCGAGCUGCAAGACUUCUUUUGCUGUCUGUCUUAUGUUUUCUAUGUCGCAAUGCUCGUCAUGUUCUUCAAAGAGAACGACCCGCUUUAUCGAGCCGAGCGUGUUCAGAGAGGCGAGGCGCCGUUGCAUCCAGGGCUUCCCCUAUACCGGCUUCUGUUGAACAAAGCCUCGCCAAAGUAUAACAUCAUGUGGUGGACGAUCUUGGCCUUUUGUGUUUCGUCUUAUGUGGGAAGUGCUAUGACAACCAUCUUCGUCUGCGACGACCAAAAGGCGAAGUACAACUACGGUAUGUGCGCGAAACCGAAUGAGCAGAAACGCGCACAGUUCAGCCUAUGGUUCGCGUACGCAGUAGAUGUAGCUGGUGAUCUCGCAGGUCCGUAUGCCAAUUUUAUCGACUAA
Molecule: messenger RNA, 558 nt
Organism: Alternaria viburni
Lineage: Eukaryota; Fungi; Ascomycota; Dothideomycetes; Pleosporales; Pleosporaceae
Exons: 3
Coding region: 1-558 (185 amino acids)
Source: RefSeq, a predicted model, not a curated record